Molecule: messenger RNA, 588 nt
Organism: Puccinia triticina
Lineage: Eukaryota; Fungi; Basidiomycota; Pucciniomycetes; Pucciniales; Pucciniaceae
Exons: 4
Coding region: 1-588 (195 amino acids)
Biological process (GO): coenzyme A catabolic process
Molecular function (GO): coenzyme A diphosphatase activity; acetyl-CoA hydrolase activity
Source: RefSeq, a predicted model, not a curated record
AUGGUGCGUCGGAUUGUUCGCCAGUCGCCAAGGCCAUCUCAAUGUCUUGCUAACUUGGAGGAGCAAAACUAUGCGGACGCUGGCGAAACAGCCCUACCAGGAGGAAAGAUGGAACCACAAGACUUGUCACUCGAAGAUACCGCUCGCCGCGAAGCACACGAAGAAUGUGGGAUCACCCUCAACCGGCAUAAAGUCCGAAAAUUGGCCACCUUAUCAUCCUUUCUAACUCGCGGAAACCUCAUUGUCACCCCCAUCGUAUUUUUCAUUGCCGAUCAAACUUUAAUGGCUGGCUCGGUGUACGAGUCCUAUAAUAUCAACCAUCUAUCCAAGCUGACGGCCGCACUCCAGCAGCCAAGUUUCUGUCCUCCCAUCUUCUCAGUUCAGGUCGAUGCACCUGGAAAUGAAGUACAAAGUUCCGGGCAAGAUUUCUUCACUAAUGAUCCGACUUAUUUCGAUCUCCACCAGCACCAGUCACAGAUUUCUUCUGAGGCCAUGAACUUACAGGGAUCUUCCAACAAUCUAUACGACCCCAUUAAUGUCCCCUAUCUCUUCAGCUCUCAACCUGAGCAGACUUUUCAAUCCACAUGA